UUCUGCCCCGGAAGUGUUUUGAAAUUGUUGCAAUAUAUCAUCAGAAGCAUUUUAAACGAGAUUCGGACUCUGGAGCCGGUUUCGCUGCAGUGAUCUGACAGAGAGCGGUGUGACGGUGGGAAAAUGGAUUUGGAUUUAAUGAACAUGUGUGUCCUAGCAGGAGGUACACUUGCCAUACCCAUUCUAGCUUUUGUAGCUUCAUUUCUACUGUGUCCUGCAGCACUCAUCAGAUUCUAUUACUGGUACUGGCGAACAACGUUAGGUAUGCAAAUUAAAAAUGCCGACUAUGGCAACUAUCGAUUCUGUUAUUCAUGCCGUGGGAAACCUGGUAGUAAACCUUCCAUUUUGAUGUUACAUGGAUUUUCAGCUCACAAAGACAUGUGGCUGUCUGUGGUGAAGUUUUUGCCUAAGAACCUGCACCUGAUCUGUGUUGAUAUGCCAGGACAUGAGGGUACAACCCGUACUUGCAUUGACGAUUACUCCAUAGAUGGGCAAGUAAACAGAAUCCACCAGUUUGUUGAAUGCAUUGGGUUGAAUAGGAAACCAUUUCACCUGAUUGGUACAUCAAUGGGUGGUAAUGUUGCUGGUGUUUAUGCUGCUCGGCACCCAACAGAUCUCUGUGGCCUAACUCUCAUCUGCCCCGCAGGUCUGUGGUAUCCCAAUGAAAGUAAAUUUGUGAAAGAGCUGAAGUCAUUGGAGCAAACAGGAGAUGUUAGUAAAGUCCCCCUAAUUCCAUCCACCCCUGAGGAGAUGGAAGAGAUGCUGAAGCUUUGUUCUUAUGUCCGCUUCAAAGUACCUCAGCAGAUUCUUCAGGGUCUUGUGGACGUUCGAUUGCCUCACAAUGACUUUUACCGUGAAUUGUUUCUGGAAAUAGUUGGAGAAAACUCAAGACACACUUUGCAGGAAAACAUGAAACUAAUCAGAGCUCCGACUCAGGUCAUUUGGGGAAAGCAGGACCAGGUACUGGAUGUUUCUGGCGCUGGAGUCCUUGCUGAUAACAUUCCUGGCUGUAGAGUGGAUCUCUUGGAAAACUGUGGCCAUUCUGUGGUAAUGGAGCGGCCCCGCAAAAGUGCUAAAAUUAUCCUGGAGUUUUCAGCUUCUCUACAAAACACAAGAUCAGAAAGCAAUAAGAAAUUCGCCUAACAUUGAUAAAUGAAAUCUGUAUUGCUUUGAAUUGCAAAUAAAAUGAGAUGCUGAGAUAA
Molecule: messenger RNA, 1202 nt
Organism: Carcharodon carcharias (great white shark)
Lineage: Eukaryota; Metazoa; Chordata; Chondrichthyes; Lamniformes; Lamnidae
Product: monoacylglycerol lipase abhd6-A-like
Exons: 9
Coding region: 124-1143 (339 amino acids)
Source: RefSeq, a predicted model, not a curated record